AUAUAUAUUAAAUUGUGACUCUGAGGAAGUCAAAGCAUUGGUCACUUUCAUUCUUCUCAAGCCUACAAGUACUCAGUAAAGUUCGCCUGUAAACUUUUUAGGUACUGAUCCUUGUUAAGGGGGAAAAAUGAAAGUUCUUGCCCCCGCCCCGGGGGCUCUCCUCUCUUCUCCGUCGUCACUGCGGUUCACCGAGUGCCGUCUCCUCGGCUCUCCUCCGCCUCUGGCCGUGCGCUUGCACAGACACGCUGGCGGCGGGCAGAGAGCAGGAGGGCGGGAAGCCCGCGUGAACUGGGGGUGCUGAAGACCUGCUGUCGCAGGGGCCGGGCCCCCGCCCACCUUCAUCUGGUCGGGGCUGUAUGCUCAGCUCUCUCGGAGGCUUUCCAGUUUUCACUCGUACAGAAGCUGCUGCUGUGAGCGCCACCCCCCACCCCCCACUUUUCUCACGUGAAACUUUGUGUGACGAAUUCCUAGAAGUGGGAUUGUAGUGUAACGUUAGGAUGUGUACCCCACGUAGAUCCGGUAGUAGUCUCUUCUUGACUGUUCUUUUUAGAGCAUUUGUGACUUCUUCAGGAUUUAUAGGACAGCGUCAGGUCCAGCUGUGUAAUUAAUUGUAUAGGGAACUCUCUGAUUUGAACAAACAAAAUACAAGCUUUUACCUCAGAUGGGAGGUACGGAGCUCACGGAAGCUCGGCUGAUGGAGCUCCUGUGCGGACGCACGAAGCAGCGGCGUGGCCAAGCUCCCACGUGCACGCACGCCUCACCUGGCUGGUUUUAAAUUGCAGGGGUGACUCCAAGAACCGAGGCCCCCGUCAGCAGCGUGAGUAAUAGUUUGGAGAACGCACUGCAUACAUCAGCACAUUCCACGGAGGAGUCGCUACCCAAGAGGACUGUGGGGAAACACUCCAAAGUGAGUGUUGAAAAGAUAGACCUGAAGGGAUUAUCUCACAAAAAAAGUGAAAGAAAUGUUGAAUGUUCCUUUGAGAACGUUCGGGAAAGACUCACCUAAGGUUUUGGAGGCUGUCGAAACUUGUGACCAGCACCCAGGUCUCAGCACCCGGAGAACCUUGGAAUCCCAACACCUUCAAGGCCUCGUAGAGGUCUUGUGGUCUGAUUCUUCAGUAACAUCAGUAACCAAAUCUUCCUCUGAAGUGACUGAAUUUAUUUCAAAGUUACCCCAGCUGUACCCUGAAGAAAAUCUGGAGAAGUUCAUUCCUUGCUUAGCUGGCCCAGAUUCCUUUUACGUAGAGCGAAACCACAUGGAUCUGGAAGCGGACCUGAGGUAUUUGGCUUCAUUACCUUCUCACGUAUUAAAAAAUGACCACGUUAAGAAAUUUUUCAGCACUUCAUCUCCCACCCAACAGCUUCAAAGUCCAAGUCCUGGCACCCCUUCCCUCUCUAAAGUGGGUACCAUGAUGGGCGUGUCUGGAAGGCCUGUGUGUGGCGUGGCCGGCAUCCCCUCCUCUCAGAGCGGCGCCCAGCACCACAUGCCGCACUCGGCCAGCUCGGCCGCCUUGCCCCACUGCUCCCACGCGGGGGGUGCAGGCUCGGCGUUGGCCUACCGGGCCCAGAUGGACAGCUCGCCCGCCAUCCUGAUGCCCUCCAGUCUGCAGGCCCCUCAGACCCAGGAGCAGAACGGGAUCCUAGACUGGCUGAGGAAGCUGCGCUUGCACAAGUACUACCCGGUCUUCAAACAGCUCACCAUGGAGAAGUUUCUGAGCCUUACUGAGGAAGAUCUAAAUAAAUUUGAAUCCCUCACAAUGGGAGCAAAGAAAAAACUCAAGACUCAGCUGGAGCUGGAGAAGGAGAAGUCAGAGAAACGGUGCCUGAACCCCACAGCCCCACCCCCGGUCACCAGCAGCGGAGUGGCCCGCGUCCCCCCCACCAGCCACGUCGGGCCCGUGCAGACCGUGCGAGGCCCCCACGCUGCAGCGCUGCGGGUAGAAGUGGAGCAGCCCCCUCACCAGACGGCCCGGGAGGGCAGCUCCUCGGAAUGCUCCAGCUCCUCACCCAGCCCGAUGGGGGUGCAGGCCCGGGAAGAGAGCUCGGACAGCGCCGAGGAGAACGACAGACGUGUGGAGAUGCACUUGGAGGGCUCGGAGAAGGAGAAGCCCAUCCUGCUACUGAACCAUUUCGCUUCAAGUUCCGCCAGACCCACGGCCCAGGUUCUCCCGGUGCAGAACGAGGCAGGCUCCGGUCCGGCGGGCCACCACCCCCUCCCCCCCCAGAUGAUGGCCGCGGCCUCGCACCUGGCACCCAUGCGGAUGCUGAAUUCCGUGCACAAGUCGGAAAGGGGGGGCGCGGACAUGAAGCUCCUCCCGCCUUCCGUGCACUCGCUGCUGUCUCUAGAAGAAAGGAGUAAGCUCUCGGGACCAAGAGGCGGCAUCAAAGUGGACAAGAACUUCGGCCACAGCGUGAUGGACGCAGCGCCCACGCCCACCGCCCAGCAGCCCCUGCAGGUGCUCUCUGCCCUGGCCGAGAGCAGCUCCGUGUCGCCCGCCGUGUCCUUCGGUCCCCGCGCCAAAGUCGUGCACACGGCUGCGCUGGACAGGGUGAUGAAGCCGGCCCCGCAGGCGGCCCUGGCGGGGGAGGCGAGCACGGCUGCCGCGGGGACGUCGAGCGCCGUCUUCCACGUGGCUCGGCCACCCAUCAAGCUGCUGGUGUCCUCCUCUGUCCCCGCGGACUCUGCCGUUUCCGGGCAAACUCCCUGCUCGAGUAACGUGCAAAUAAGCGUGCCCCCUGCAAUAAUAAGCCCCCGGACUGCCCUGUACACCAACACCAAAGCUGCCUUCUCUGCGAUGGGCAGUGUGCCCGUGGGGCCCCUGCAGGGCAGCUUCUGCGCCAGCAGCAGCGCCGCCGCCUCCAGCAGCCACCCGCCCACGGCCUUCGCCAGCGUGGCCCCUGCGCCCGGCUGCCCGGCGCCCAGCUCCAGCCCCGCGCUCUCGUCGGCGCCCGACAGCGGCUUCUACGGCGGCGGCGGCGGGGGCGGCGGGGGCGGCGGCGGCGGCGGCUCCCCGGGCAGCCUCGCCGCGCCCGCCCAGAACCACCACCACCACCACCACCAUCAGCAGCAGGCGGCGCCCCCGCAGCCCGCGCCCGCGCCCGCGCCGCCGCCCGGCUGCGUCGUGUGCACGUCGUGCGGCUGCAGCGGCAGCUGCGGCUCCGGCGGCCUGACCGUCAGCUACGCCGGCUACUUCCAGCACCCGUUCUCGGGGCCGUCCGUCUUCCCCUUCCCCUUCCUGCCCUUCAGCCCCGUGUGCGGCGGCGGCUACGUGGGCGCCCAGCAGUACGGCGGCGGCGCCUUCCCCGUGCUGCACCCGCCCUACGGCGGCGGCGUGGCCCCCGAGCCCGUGCUGGGCGGCCCGUCGGCCUUCGCCGUGCCGCCCCUGCAGAGCUUCCUGGCGGGCGCGGCGGGCGCGUACCAGGCCCCGGGGCCGGCGGGCAGCAGCAGCGGCUCGGGCCACAAGAAGAGCGGCCACCUGUCGUGUUACAACUGCGGGGCCACCGGGCACCGCGCUCAGGACUGCAAGCAGCCGUCCAUGGACUUCAAUCGGCCAGAUUGGAGCUUGACGUCAGGACUCGCCUGGUCGGCGCCUCCACCGUGGUUGCGAUGCAGAGACCUCCGUCUCCCGAGGAGCAUUGCCGUCAUCGGCCCUUCCAGGCUCACACGUAAUUCCCGGGCAGCUACGCAAGAUCGGAAUCGAGAACUGCAGGUUGGAGUUCUCCGCAUGGAGUUCCACCAGUCGGACUCUUGAUACCCCUGGGUGAGGGAAAAUGUCGCCUUUGUCGUUUUGUUUUGUUUUUUGUUUCGUUUUGUUCCUCAAGUGGUUAGACACUAAUCUCUCUGGGCUUUUUAAGGACUGCACUCCAGAAGAAUGUAAACUGAUGUCAAUCUCUGCCGCUCGGGGAGACAGACUCCCUGAGACCAGUCAGUGCAAGACACUCAGAGAACCCGUUUUUAAGGAGCUGGCACCAGCAGGCUACGUGACUUGGUACACAACAGAGAUUUUAGCAUUUCCUUCCCUCCUUGAAACACUUGUAGCAGUUUGAAGUUUUUAAUUUUUUUUUUCUGCGAAUAAAUUUAAACUACGUUAUUAAAUAGAAAUAGUUACUCGCAACAACUUAGUAUCUAAGGGUCCAAGUCCCAGAGAAUCCCUAGUUGUCAAAGCUUUGAGAAUCCCUUCCUUCCCGGCCCUUCAGUAGCUUGAAGUCCUGUCAUCUUCCACCGCGACAGAGCUCUGGCCAAGACGUGGUGACCGCAUGGCCUUCGUGACUAGCUCUGACGGAUGCUACUCAUCCUUAGCAAAGUUGGCAAGUUCUUGUCUCUCUCACGGAUCUCCCAAGGACCCCAAGGCUUACUGCUAACGGAGUCACACUCGAGACAGACGUUUCAACAGUAAUACAGUCCUAUAAUCUAUGAGCAGAAGAUUUGAAACGUUCUCCUGUCAGCUGCUUUUGUAUUAGGCUGUGUAUGUAGUGGUUAGUUCUGCUCGAAAUUACCUGAAAACUCCAGUAGAAAGUGGUAAGACUCUGGAAGAGCCCACACCACCAGGACAGAGCUACAAGAUCUGCAGAAAUCUAGUUUUAUCCAAAGUGGGAAGUAAGUCCUCACCAUACGGCUCUGUUUCACCCCAUUACAAUGAAAGCUGCUUGGUCUGAAAUUUAGGGACUUAAACCUUUAAAGCCAAAAGGGAGGUUUCUGCUCAGAUACUACUAUUUUAACACUAAAGCCUUCAAUAUUAAAAUAUUGAUUGGUAAGGCCUCGCCCAGGGAUCUUGCAGUUGAAGAUUUAUUUAAAAAAAGAAAAUCAUAAUAGUCAGACCUCCCUUAAAAUGGGACAAUCAGCCUCAUGCCGAAUUGGUAUAAAUCAAAAAGAACACCCUAGAAUUUGAGGCACUGUGAGGUGAGGCUUCAAAGUUUAUGAUCCGUUUCCUGGCGGGAACUAGGGCAGAGUUCCCUUUUUUUUUUUCUGACGGGCUUUUAGUAGCGUUUUUGUAGAGUUUUAUUUUAGUAGAGUUUCAUUUCUAUGCAAUGCAGAAUUGACAGACCUCUGUAUGCUUCUCUCUCUUCCUGGUACACGGUAUUACAUACGGUUUUGAAGUGGUGGUGACGCUUACAACAACUUUUUGGGGGAAUGUUACAUUGAUCUCUUAAUUAUAAACACUACAAAAUGUCAAAACAAGGAGAACUGACACAACUUUGCCUUAAAGAGUACGAGCCUGGAACUUGUCAUAUGAUGUUAAAGGAAGACUUGGGAGUGUCCACUGAUGUUUACGAUUUUAAUAUUUCUGAAGGCCGUUACGGUGGCCUGGACAUGUGCUGAAAGCCAAACUUUUAAAUUUUUUGGUUUUUUAAACAAAGAAAUAUUUUAAAUAAAUCCUAUUUCAACACAGUGAAAUUGUUGAAAACUGUCUCAUAACAAAAGAAAAAAAAUCAUAUUUAGGGUUUUUGUUUUAGUGGUCCGUAUUGGGGAAUGAAAGCGUCUGUUGUUAUCCUUAUGACUAUUUUGAUAAAUAGUAGAGGUUAGUGUGUUCCAUACAACAGAAAAUUAAAAUAGGAGCUUCGAUUCGAAGUAGGACAUUCAGACUGAGGUAAAUAAGUCCAGACAUUAAUGUGUGGCUGUGUUCCAGUCAUCAAAGGUCUUAGAAAAAUUCCCACUUGUCUCUGAGCGUGCGUGUGCGGUGUGACGUCUCCAGUGAGGCCAUUCCAAGGGGAGAAUCGUAAAACGGAAACGUGAGGCACACGGGACACAGAGCAUCCAGCUGCCGGUCUGUGCGACUCUUCCCAAGUGAAUACUUGGACUUGGGGAGUGUUUGCUGGCAGUGUAAUCUCUGAUGAAUUUCUCUCCAAAAGCAACCAAAGUCAGUAAGCCUCAAGAGCAUUCUGCACUUCCUCAGAUGGCCUCCUCUUCAUAGAAACACAGAUCUGACUGGCCCUUUCAACUCUGUAGUCGUUUUCCUGAAACCAUGGGCUCAGUGUGCAAAUGCUGUAGCAACCAGGUAGGUGGGGCACAGCCACUCUGCUGUGUAGUCUGUCGUCUGUCCAAGUUUCUGUCCCCAUUUUUUGUCUCCCAAGAAUGGGGGAAGUGGAAUGUACAGAUUGAAGUACAAUACAGUGUUGGGAUAAAACAACUCUUUAAUCCUUUUUUUUUUUUUUUUUUAGCAAACAAUUUUCUACCUUCUUUUCUUGGUAGUAUUGAAAAUUGGAAAAGUGUUUAAAUGUUAAAACUCGUAACUGCUAAUGAGCACUGAGGAAAUGGGAGCUAGCACUUAAAUUAACAACAGAAUUAUUUUCUUCAAAGCAGGUAUGUGUGAUUGGGUAUUUAAAAAAAAAAAAGCCAACCAGCAGCAUCUAUGAUCUCCAGAUUAUGGGAGUCGGCUUGUGAAUAUAGUAGUUGGUAGGGUCCGUGUUCUAGCUCCGUCCUUAGAAGUCACCGUAGCUAGUUUGCACUGCCCCGUGUGGAGGUGCGGAGCGGGGCCCCGACUCUGCCCCGCGUCACGCCGCAGCCGCAGCGCGUCCCAGGCGGAGCGCCCGCCGAUCGGAUCCGUCUGCGUCUGCCCGGCCGCUCUGGGCUCGCUCGUGUCGCGGGAGAGCGCUGGCCCAGCGCAGUCAGGUUGCACCCUCCUCACUCCCUUUCAUUUUGUGCUCUUCCUGCUUCUGUGAUGGGUUAUUUGAUGCCUUGCUCGUUUUACAUCCUGGUUACUGGUGGCGUAUAUAUUGAGUCUUAAGGAUGGUAAGGGAAACCGUGUCCUUCCCAGAGGAUGGGCCUGUGGAACCUGAGCGGGCGGACGUCCUUUCCAAAGCGCAGGUGACGUUGAGAGCCGUGGGCUCUGAAGAGGCUCAGUUUGCAAAGUCCUGAGGUUCUGAAUGAAAAAAUCUUUUAAUCAGCACUCGCAAAACCACAUACUUGCUGGUUGAGGCCAAAGGUCAACUUGACUACACUGUUCUGGGGGGAGGGGAGCUCAGUGUGGCUCGUCAGUCAGUCCCGGGGAUUGUAACAAGCCCCUCACAUGCAUUAAGUUCUUACAUGCACAAUGAAGGCUUUGGUACUGAAACCAGAGACCUCGUGUAUUCGAGAAUCUUCACAGCUUAUAUUGGACAGAUUUUCUUUUUAGGAAUGAAGGAAAAUUCUCCCAUUUUUGAGCCAUUCUUUUAUGUCAAUUCUACAAAAUUGCAUGUAACUUUAUAAAUAUUUUUAAAAGAUAUAGUUUUGUAAAUAUUUAAUAUUCUGCUAAUUUGAUUUUGAAUUGUAAAUGUUAAGUAUUGUUUUUGAAGUUUUUAUGUUUUAUUAUACUUUGUUAAAAAGGAAAAAUUGUACAUUUUUAGAAUGUUUUUAUGAGUAAAUUUAAUGUACUGAAAAUAAAAAUUAAAAAAAGC
Molecule: messenger RNA, 7374 nt
Organism: Mirounga angustirostris (Northern elephant seal)
Lineage: Eukaryota; Metazoa; Chordata; Mammalia; Carnivora; Phocidae
Gene: ZCCHC14
Product: zinc finger CCHC-type containing 14
Exons: 14
Coding region: 963-3752 (929 amino acids)
Molecular function (GO): protein binding; nucleic acid binding; phosphatidylinositol binding
Source: RefSeq, a predicted model, not a curated record